This is a messenger RNA of Andrographis paniculata, 1344 nucleotides long. RefSeq names its product UDP-xylose transporter 1. The record is from RefSeq and is a predicted model, not a curated record. Gene Ontology annotation, cellular component: Golgi apparatus. The transcript is spliced from 8 exons. Lineage: Eukaryota; Viridiplantae; Streptophyta; Magnoliopsida; Lamiales; Acanthaceae. Bases 209 to 1252 code for a protein of 347 amino acids. Gene Ontology annotation, molecular function: antiporter activity; UDP-xylose transmembrane transporter activity.
CCCCACCCCCACCCUUUUUUAUAACUCUCUCUCUCUAGCCUUCUCUCACUCUACAUUCACCUCCAACCACCACUACAACCGCCCUACCACCGCCGCGCCGCCGCCCUACACUAGGCCUCAACUUUUGUCGACGAGGGCUUCUUUUGAGCAUCGAGCAAAUUUGUUAGUAUAAAACGAUCUUGUCGCGUUAUUUAGAAAGGGAAAUUAAAUGGGAGAGAUGCCGGGAUUCCAAGUAGGCGUGAUCGGCGCAUUAUUCCUCUCGGUGGCGUCCUCCGUGUCUAUUGUUAUUUGCAACAAAGCUCUUAUGAGCAAUCUCGGGUUCCCGUUUGCCACGACGCUCACAAGUUGGCACCUAAUGGUGACGUAUUGCAGCCUUCACGUGGCGCUCCGAUUGAAUUUUUUUGAGAACAAACCGAUCGACAUGAAGACCGUGAUGCUAUUUGGAAUCUUGAACGGAAUCUCCAUUGGAUUCCUCAACCUCAGCUUGGGAUUCAACUCCAUUGGAUUCUAUCAGAUGACAAAACUUGCAAUAAUCCCUUUCACAGUCAUGUUGGAAACUCUCUUCCUCAAGAAGCAAUUCAGCCAAAAAAUAAAACUAUCUUUAGGGUUGCUGUUGGUGGGAGUGGGAAUUGCUUCUGUGACAGACCUCCAACUUAAUGCUUUGGGUUCGAUCCUCUCUCUCCUUGCCAUCAUUACCACAUGCGUCGGCCAAAUUCUCACAAACACAAUACAAAAGCGGUUGAAUGUAUCGUCGACCCAAUUGUUGUACCAAUCGUCGCCAUUUCAAGCGGCAAUCUUGUUCGUCUCCGGCCCUUUCUUGGACCAUUGCCUCACCAAUCGCAACGUCUUCGCCUACAAGUACUCGCCUAUCGUUUUGGGAUUCAUACUUUUGUCGUGCCUUAUCGCUGUGCUCGUGAACUUCAGCACGUUCUUGGUCAUCGGGAAGACAUCACCAGUUACAUACCAAGUAUUGGGCCAUCUCAAGACAUGUCUUGUCCUCGCGUUCGGCUACACCUUAUUACACGACCCCUUCACCCUCCGCAAUGUCAUUGGUAUCCUCAUCGCCAUCGCCGGCAUGGGAAUGUAUUCCUAUUAUUGCACCAAUGAGGCCAAGAGGAAGCACGAUGGCGAUGACAUUCCCCCCGCCCCUCCUUCCUUGUCUUCGUCCCUACAACAACAGGUGAAAGAUAAGGAUACGACGCCAUUGUUGUUGAGCCAUCAAGAUAGAGAGUCCAAAGACUCACUUGCCUGAGUGGCUAAAGCCAUUAAUGUUUGUUUUGUUUGGCUUUAAAAGAUUAUUAUUGUUUUGAUUUGUUCAGAUAUUAAUGUAAAAAUAUUUGGAUA